Molecule: messenger RNA, 2149 nt
Organism: Orbicella faveolata
Lineage: Eukaryota; Metazoa; Cnidaria; Anthozoa; Scleractinia; Merulinidae
Product: regulating synaptic membrane exocytosis protein 2-like
Biological process (GO): calcium ion-regulated exocytosis of neurotransmitter; regulation of membrane potential; positive regulation of synaptic transmission
Cellular component (GO): cytoskeleton of presynaptic active zone; presynaptic membrane
Molecular function (GO): small GTPase binding; transmembrane transporter binding
Source: RefSeq, a predicted model, not a curated record
CUGAUGUUUACCGGGCUUCUUAACUAUUUCUCUCUAUCAGCUAUUGUCAUCCUUGUCUCUGUGUGUCUUAAGGGCCUCCUUACACUUAAGUGAAGCUUACCUGAUCUCUGUUUGUCUCCCCAGUCCUUGGAUGCCUCCAGGAAUAAAACUUGGAAACGAGGGUCACCUGGGUGAUUUUAUCGAUGGCCUGGGUCCGGCCCAGAUUGUAGGACGGCAAGUCCUCGCCUCACCCUCCAUGGGGGACAUUCAACUAGCGCUGUAUAACAGAAAAGGAAUGUUAGAAGUGGAGGUUAUACGAGCCAAGGGUUUGUUACCAAAACCUGGCUCAAAAAUUCUACCAGCGCCCUAUGUAAAAGUGUAUGUGAUGGAAGGCAAGCGCUGCUUGGUAAAGAAGAAAACUCGAACGGCGAGAAGAACGUUAGAACCUUUAUAUCAGCAACAAUUAGAGUUCAAGGUAGAAUUCACUGGCAAGACACUUCAGGUGAUUGUUUGGGGAGAUUAUGGACGUAUGGACCGUAAAGUCUUCAUGGGUGUUGUCCAAAUUUUACUCGACGAGUUAGACCUUAGUAACCUAGUUAUCGGUUGGUACAAACUGUUUUCUACUUCAUCCAUGUGCGACCCACCCCUCCCAUCAUCUUCCUCCCCUCUCGGUGGCUCACCGAAAAAAUCCCCUGGACCCUCCCCACGGUCGUCAAUGAAUCAAGGCGUGGCCAGUCCAAUGCGAGGGGCUUCACCUCUACCCACCAUCAUACCGCCACCAGGCCACAUGCAUAAUAUGGACGAGGAGGGGGACUAUGUAUGAGUUAGACAAUUGUUAUUACAAAACGCUCUGGAUUCUGCCUGGAGUCUGCUCGAGAGGAAUUCUGGGAAUUCGACUUAAAAAAUUGACACAAUGGCAAGCUCGCUUGAACGAGGAGAGCUUAUUAAAGAAUAUACGAUAGAGAAUGUUUUUGACUUCGGAAACGCUUCAGCUGAGAGACUGGAUAUUAUCCAUUUAAAACAGUGAAAGACUAUGUUCUAGAUUCUGCCGGACGACAGGAUGCGCUCGGCCCAGGCUGCCAGCUGAUUCAUUAUAAUAUGAACAACGCAAUGAUACGGACGAGGACUAGUUAAUUAACGACUUUCUUAACUUGAAAUUUAAGAGCAACUAAGAGAGGAAACAUGGGGAACUAAAUAACGUGAUAAGCGACACGAACGUAAAAUGGUUAUUCUGAGAUAUCAAAUCGCUCCAUCGCUGAGUCUUGUUCCAGUAACUUUGGUAAUAUUAAGUCAAAUUUAUUUGAGAAUUUAAGGAAAGGAGGCAGGUUCUUCUGGUCAGAUAUUAAGACGAAUGAAAGCGUUAUUGAUUGAUUGAACGCGAAGCAUUGUUUAGUUGUGCUUUACUACUUUUUAAACACAGCGGGAACCGCGCUAUGUAAUUAGUCAGAAAGUGUAGGCCAUUGGGUUAGUGUUGUUGAUCAAGGUAUCAAUGAUAAACUCGCGACUGCGCUGUUAGAAGCAUAGAUGACCUGAAGCUCUGUUUAGGUGACUAUGAUUUACAAUCAAACUGAAGGAAUACUCUUUUAGAAACCAAUUCUGCAAGAGUUUAGCUGGUAGAGAUACGUCCCUAAAUAGACUGAGGUCUUCAAGUAAUCAGUGGUAAGUCCAUCGAAAAUAAAAGAAAAAUAUAUAAAAUUGCGUCCCCAACCCCCACCCCAGCCCCAUGAAGAAGACUUUGCGGCUAGGAAAACAGAACUUUACAAUUUUAGUUAAAAAAAAAAAGAGAAUUGGAAUCAUUUUAUUUAAACAGCAUUUGGCUAUUAUCGACCGAUGUAAGGAUACAUAAGGAGAUAAAAGGAUGUAGAUGUAUUAAGAUUAAUUUAACUUAUCUCAACACAAGCUUUUGUUGCUGGCAAUUUCGACAAGAGUAAGUUUCUUUCCAUUAAAGAGAGUGUCAUAUUUAUUUAUAAGGAAAGAUUUAUUUAGAAACUUAGAGAAAAUACUAUAUAGGAUUGCAUUACUGUUGUGCAAAUAUUAAGUAUUUAUUGCUAUUAUUUAAAUGUUGGGGAAUUUAAUUCUUUUCAAAGGAACUAGUAUUUAUGCUCUCUUUAAAGCUUUAAGUAGACCUUUCGCAAGAAGUGAAAUAAAUUUUAGAGGCCCUGACGAGCAA